Trachymyrmex cornetzi is the source of this 1035-nucleotide messenger RNA. Its product is annotated as MIT domain-containing protein 1. The transcript has 5 exons. The record is from RefSeq and is a predicted model, not a curated record. The coding region runs from base 138 to 866 and encodes 242 amino acids. Lineage: Eukaryota; Metazoa; Arthropoda; Insecta; Hymenoptera; Formicidae.
GUCGCCAGUUACGACACGUUAAAAAGAAUCGCGUCGCGGGGUAAAUCUUGUAUCGUAGCAACCAUAGACGCGUAUCCUUCUAGAACACACACGGCUCAACGUUGCACAUCGUCGCGCACUCUGAAACACGAGGUACGAUGGAAUCCGCGGCGGUCUCGGUCUUGAAGCGAGCAGUGGAGAUGGACAAGAAAGAGCAAUAUACGAUGGCGUUGGUAUUGUACCAGGAAGGCGUGCAGAUACUCCUCGACGCGGUAAAAGAGACGAAGGAAGCAUACAAGGUGGAGUACCUUACGACCAAAGCGAGAGAAUAUCUUGACAGAGCCGAAAAGGUGAAGAAGUUGGUCAGUACGAGGAAAUCAGCUGGUAUAUACACAGAACUGGUUAAAAUCGAGGACGGAUCAACGGGGUAUGGCUACGCGAGUGUCUUCGGCAGAUUCUUGGACGGUACCGUCACUUCAAUUGACAUCGAAGAUCCAUACAUACGAGCCUUCCACCAGUGUCAGAAUCUGGUCAGACUAUGUGAGCUGGCAGUUCAAAAGUGCUGUGCAUUGUCCAAAAUCUCCCUGCUUACGACUUACAAUAUGAAAGAAUCUAGCCAAAUCUCCAGAUUGGCCGAGCUGAAAGAAAGUUUGGCGUCUCGUAAUAUUUCUUUUGAAUUUUCUUUCUCCGAGACGUUACACGACAGACAAAUCACACUGAGUAAUGGAUGGGUGAUAAAAAUUGGACGUGGAUUGGACUAUUUUAAAACGCCGGAAGGUAAAUUCGUUCUUGGCUCGUGCGAUCUAGAGUUAAGACCCUGCCAGGAGACUACUAUACACAUUCUUCAUCAAAACAAUCUUAUUGCGGACGGAGGACCAUCAAAAUAGGACAUAUUUAAUUAAUAAGAUAAUGGUUAAUCAUUGAUUUACAUUUUCUUCAUAAAUGUAUAUUAUGGCACAUUUCUUUAGUACGUGACAAAAGAAAACAUUUACAUUUUUACAGUGCGCAUCUCUUGCAAUACGCUGCGCGUCGAGAGUUACAUAUAUAUUUAUACAU